UGACGAUUGACUCAUGCUACAGUUAACGCAUGAAAUCUUCACUUCGUCUCCCAUUCGACCAGAUCUUCUUUCCUGUCUUCAUAUAAACACAUUCGUUCCGUUUGCCACGUACCCUGUUUCUGUCGGCGCUUGUAUUCCCCUACGUUACACAAGUCACCAUCAUUGAGCUCGUGCCCCUCCCAAACCCAACGCACUCUCGACUUUACCCCUCCGCCUCUCAUUUUUUUUUGGAACGAACAUCAUCGUACGCAUAUUAACAACACCACCUCACUUGCUACUCACACCAACAUGCCAUCCCAACCGAGAGUCCACCUCGUCCGCCACGCCCAGGGAUAUCACAACCUCGGCAGCGAAUUCCAUUCUCUCCCGGACCCCAAACUCACGCCCCUGGGUGAAUCCCAAUGCGCCGACCUCCAACGAACCCACUUCCCGCCGUCCUCGCAGUCCAACAUCUCCCUGGUCGCGGCCUCACCCCUCUCUCGCACCCUGCACACGGCGUACCUCACCUUCUCACCGGCCUUGGACAACGGCAAGUGCCCCCCUCUGAUCCUCGCCGUCCCCGACGCGCAAGAGACGUCCGACUUCCCGUGCGACACGGGCUCCGACCCGGACGUCCUCCGGGCCCGGUGCGCCGGGCACUCCUGGCCGGUCGACCUCUCCCUCGUCGGGGAGGGUUGGAACGUCAAGACCCUCGACAACCGUUACUCACCCGCCAGCGGCGCCAUCGCCCUCCGCGCCCGCGACACCCGGCGUCUCCUGCGGCAAAAGGCGCGGGAGUUGUCGGCCGGCGGCGACCAGGACGUCGAGAUCGUGCUCGUCGCCCACGGCGGUUACCUCCACUACAUCACCGACGACUGGGAGGAGGCCGACAAGCUGUCCGGCACGGGGUGGGAGAAUUGCGAGUUCCGGACCUACACCUUCGAGUCCGAUUUCGCCUCGGACGGUGACGAGGACGCCUUUUUCACGGAGACGGUGGACUCGCGGCGCCGCCGGGGCAAGACGGAACCCCAGUUCGACCACCACACCCAAAAACGACUGUUUGAGCGGAUGAUGCAGGGCUGGGAGGACCAAGGUCUCCAACGGCCCGACAAGUUGGGCCCCGAGGACGAAGCCAGUCAACCCCUGGACGGCGGCGACGACGGCGACGGGCGGUCGACCGGCCAGGAGCCCGCCGCGAAGAACAUGACUGUGAACAAAGCCACGGGUGAGGUCGAGGUCGUUGCGUAGACGACACGACCCGCUACUGUUGUCAAGAAGGAUAACAGGGGAAAGAAUUUAAGAAAACCCAGUAGAGAAAAAAAAACACCCCCCAGACGACACAGACACACAUACAGACAUGCAACGUCGGAGCACCACAAAGCCGAAUGACGAAAACGACAAGGGCGUUGAAAGGAACAAACAGGAGAGCAUUGGAAUUUGGGUUUGGACAUUGGGAUGUUGAAACGGUUGGAAAACAGGCAUACAAGGUUGACCACCCAGGUAGGUUACCUACACCUCAGGUAGAUCAAAGGGGGCGGGCCGUUCUUUCCAUUCGCACAAAACGAGACCUUUUGGAAAGGGGAAGAAACGACCAGAUAUAUAAUUUAUAGAUAGAAAUCUAGAAGAUUGUUUCAGCCAAACAAAAA
This is a messenger RNA of Exophiala oligosperma, 1625 nucleotides long. RefSeq lists its product as uncharacterized. The coding region runs from base 289 to 1227 and encodes 312 amino acids. The transcript has a single exon. Gene Ontology annotation, cellular component: cytoplasm. Gene Ontology annotation, molecular function: phosphatase activity. The record is from RefSeq and is a predicted model, not a curated record. Lineage: Eukaryota; Fungi; Ascomycota; Eurotiomycetes; Chaetothyriales; Herpotrichiellaceae.